Molecule: messenger RNA, 2555 nt
Organism: Gambusia affinis (western mosquitofish)
Lineage: Eukaryota; Metazoa; Chordata; Actinopteri; Cyprinodontiformes; Poeciliidae
Product: claudin-14-like
Exons: 5
Coding region: 709-1446 (245 amino acids)
Biological process (GO): bicellular tight junction assembly; cell adhesion
Cellular component (GO): bicellular tight junction; plasma membrane
Molecular function (GO): structural molecule activity
Source: RefSeq, a predicted model, not a curated record
GUGUGAAUAAAGUGCAGAUUUUCCGUCAUUUAAACCCUUAUAAAGGAUUGCCUGUCCACAUCUUCGCAGUAGUGUUGCAGUGUCACCCUCAAGCGCUGAGAGAAGCAAACCCACUAUAUGCUCAGCUGCUAAUCACAGGAUUAUUCUGUUUAACUAAGACUAUUAAGUGUUCCACUUUCAAAUGGCGUCUCCCACGGGCAGACCUUGGGAAGGAUGAUCCCUCCGCCGCAGGGAUCACACAGACAGCCGAAUGCUCCAUGAGCAGCCCAGGGGAAGGGCUGAGAAAAUGCUUUUGUACGGCAACAGGAUGUCACGGUAGUCUACUCUCGGGACACAGACGAAGAAAGAAGGAUGAACAUCGGGAAGAAGACCUCAUCUGGCUCCUUAUAUCCCACAUAAAUUCAAUCAGUUCUGGACCCAGCAGCUAGAAUCUGUCUGCAGAUAAUUCAACCCCUCACCUUCAAACAUCCUGCAGAGUGGUGAAAUAAUUUCACCGACUUAAAGUUGUGCUCUCAGCUCAGAGGAGAGAGCGUUUACCAGGUGAAGCUGAACACUGCUCUCAUUAGUCACACAUGCAGCCACCUGCCACUCACCAGAGAACGACGACGCCGGAGCGCUGAAAGUUUCCACACCUAUUUCUGUGCACAUUCAGAAGAGACACUUGAGGAAUGGCUUAGGCUCCGUGACCGGUGUUCCAGCGCUUCUAUCAUGGCCAGCACGGCGGUCCAGCUCCUCGGCUUCUUCCUAGGACUUCUGGGCUUUGCAGGAACCAUUGUUGCAACUUUGCUCCCCCACUGGCGCAGCACAGCCUACAUGGGGUCCAACAUCAUAACAGCCACCGCCUACAUGAAAGGCCUGUGGAUGGAGUGCGUCUGGCACAGCACGGGCAUUUACCAGUGUGAGCUGUACCGAUCUCUGCUGGCGUUGCCCCCUGACCUGCAGGCUGCUCGGGCUCUCAUGGUGCUCUCCUGCAUCUCCUCCGUCUUGGCGUCUCUGGUGGCUGUAAUGGGGAUGAAGUGCACCCACUUUGCCCAACGUUCAGUGGUCAAAUCCCCCCUGGUCCUCAGCGGCGGGGUCGGUUUCCUCUGCGCCGGCCUCCUCUGCCUCGUCACCGUUUCCUGGACCACCAACGACGUGAUCAUGGAUUUUUACGAUCCCUUUCUUCUCAGUGGGAUGAAGUACGAGAUCGGCUUGGCUGUGUAUCUCGGCUACGCCUCGUCCUUCCUCAGCGUGACCGGAGGGCUGGUGCUGUGCUGGAGCAGCAGAGAAAGGUCACAGGGUCGCCGCCAUGCGCAGACACAUCAACCUUCAGCUCCUCCACCUCCCUUCAACAACCUAAACCCCCCUGCUCCUCUCUACAGGCCCCCUGAGGCCCUGAAGGACAAUCAUGCACCCUCACUUUGCUCCCUUUCUAGCAGCGGAUAUCGGCUUAAUAACUAUGUCUGAAAACAUGGAGAUAAUAACACAUAUCUUUAAAAAAGCACCAUGUUAAACCAAAAGAAGAAUACCUAAUUUUUCUGCUUAAAGAGUUCGUUUUGAAUUGAAAGCAAAACUCUGAAUUAUUGACCUUUCAAGUAAAGGAACUGGAACUCUUGUCUUGUUGUGAUGCAUCAAAUUGGCCAGUAGGUGGCAGCAUGUUGCAGGAAACAGAGAAUACAAAACGGGCUGUUGAUCAGACUCCAGUUUCUGCAGCACUGAAGUCAUAACUGUCCUGUCAUUUUCCUCUUGUGGCCUUUUAGUCAAAACUAAAAUGUUCUUAGUCAUUUAUCUAUUUCAUUUACAUCACAAUAAAAUAAACAUCUAUUGGUGAAGAUUAACACGUUCUCCUUGAUAAAAUACAUUUGAUUUUUAUUUUAUUUUUUUUUCACAUUUUCUAAACUAAAGUUUGGCACAAGUCAUGUAGUGUUAGACACCAAAUUAGACGUUUUAGAUCAUGCAAAAUGCUGCCAUUUUCACAAAUUUUAGUCCUGCUUAAUACUAAUAGGGUCUUUUGUUUUCUCAGAAGUAAAUGUUCAUCCAAUUUAGUUAUUAACAUUUGUUCUGUUCUUUCUUUAUCUUCACCAAAUUUAAAAUAAAACUAUAUUAAUAGGUAUACUAUAUACUGAGACUUUAGACUUAAAGUCGUCUGGAAGAAAUGGAGACUGCAUCUUGUGGGGCGAUGGCUUUCCUUUGUUCUUUAAGUCCAGUAAUGAUCACAUUUGAAUCCCUUUUUCGAGCAUUUUAUUUAAAUUCAGUUUAUUUUUACAGCACGAAUUCAAAACACUUGUCAUCUAAAUGCACUUUAUAAAUCAAAAAGUCAUUUCAAACCAGUCAUGCAGACAGAUUCGAAGUAAAGUAGAAGCAUUUCAAACUGAUUGUAGUUGCCCAACUAACUUAUUUCAGAAUAUUGUUUGUAAAAGUUAAGUUUUCUGUCAUUGUGAGAAAAUAAGUUAUGAGGAUGUCCUCUUACAGAUGUUCUUAAAUUUUAUUACCAUUUUGUUUCCUUAAGACUUUCUAAUUCUCCUAAUAUCCCUUGUGAUGUUUGCAGGAACCACAAGGUGGCAAUAAAGAUCUAC